Molecule: messenger RNA, 1893 nt
Organism: Drosophila rhopaloa
Lineage: Eukaryota; Metazoa; Arthropoda; Insecta; Diptera; Drosophilidae
Exons: 4
Source: RefSeq, a predicted model, not a curated record
AUGGAAACCAUCGACCUAAACACUCCAAUGAUGAUGAUGCUGCUGCUUCUAUGGGUGCUACUUUUCGGACCUUCAGUUUUUGGUUCGCCUAUGGAAAUUCAACUUCUAGAUAUGAUGCUGCGGGAGGCUGAGGCUUAUCCCAGCAAUGGCCGGGAUCAAAGGGAUAUAUCCGUUUUGCCAGCAGCCUCUAUUGGUUGUGAUGAAAGUGGAUCGCAGGAGGAUUUUAGCCACUUAUUUGAUGACUAUGAGGAGAGCAAAGAGGAGUGUGUGGAGUUUUUGCCAUCCUGUGAACCAUCUUUCGAGCAGGGACUACCCAUCGAACAUCCAUGUUUUGUUAAAUUACUCCUGCUAAGAACACCACUGCUCAAGCAGGAUCCCUGCGCCAAUUUCUCUCUGUUAGCCGAAAAACCAAUCACUACGGUAAAGCCUGAAACAAAAAAGUGCAAAAACCGAGGUAAAGCAAAUAAGAAUGUAACCCAAAAAGCGUUGCUCGGAAUGCCGAACAAUAGCACAGAAAGUUUGCCAGUAAAUACAACAACCGAAGCACCACAACCCGAUUCGAAAAUCUUAAAAAUUAAAAAAUUAGUUCCAGUGCAAAGAAAGAUUAAGCCAAAUACUACAACAACAACAAGCACCACAACAACUUUGGAAACAACAACUAUAGAAGAAACUACAACACCAGGCGAAACCACCAGCACAGAAGAACCACCAAUGACAACAACUGAACAAGAAACCACAACAACAGAACCCACUACAACAACAACAACAAGUACCACAGCACAACCACCUUUUACAGCGAAUCAAUUGAAACGUUUGAAAGCCUUUAGAAACAGGAGAAAGAAUUCCAAGGGAAACUCUGCAAAAGUUCCCGAUCCACCGCAAAUAAAACUAGAUAACGCCAGUCAGCCCAGCGAGGUUAUCCAGGUAAUUAUGACCACCGAAGUUGCCGAAUUGAGGCUGAAACCGGAAGUGAACACCACCACUACGGUCAUGCCUACAACGACUGUUUCAACAACCACUUCCGAACCGGAAACCACCACUGAAGAGAAUUGCGAAGAUGAAGAGGAAACCACCAAGGUUCCCGAAUUCUCUGGAUGUGAAGAUGAAGUUACCGAAAAGUCUGAAAACCAUAUUGUUACCACCACAGAAGAACCUUGUGGGGACACCGAUGAGCAGGACACCAAUCUGUGUCCUCAGUUUAUGCCAGCACAAGUGACUUAACAUCCCAGACCUCCUCCUGCAUAUCGAUUCCGUAAGCCGGUGAAAAACUAUGUGGAACCCAUUUUGUAUGAGGGCAACUUUGCCAAACCACUUCAGCGAAUGGCGCCAAUAGGACCCCAGCAGAGGGAUUACUUUGUGUCCAACAAACAAAUAGUUCCCAGGCCAAGACCGAAAUACAGAAAACGUUUACCGCACUCGAUUUACAUGAACAACAUUGUGAGGGGAAUGGAUUGCAGUGAUGAAGUUGGCCAGUAUCCAACAAGGACUCUCAAUCAGCCACAAAGAUAUUGGGAUGUGGGUCCUGUUGGUCCUGUUGGUUUGCUUCCGAGGAGCCAAGGCUUGAGAAAAAUAAGACCUGAGCAAAAUAUGAGAAGUUUUGCACCAGUUCCCAUUAAAAGACGGCCUUUAUAUCCUAGAAGUUCUGAGGAAACGAUGGAGAGCCAAUACUUGAGGGAAAGAGAUACAGAACCACAACCGCAGUAUCGUCAUUAUCCUGAUGAUGAGGUAUCUCAAGAGGAAAGGUUAAUGCCAACUGCCACGCCCACUACCAGCUUGGAUCCUUGCCAGCAGGAGCACGAUCGUACUUUUUACCGUCAGAAACCACAUCGCCAGCAAACGGACCAUCGGGUAGACCAUCCCCAACCACCCACUUCCUCGUACUUUUUCACCUAA